AUGAAGUCGUUUGUGAAGGAUUCGUUUGUAGGGCAAAUAUUAUACCGAUUAUCAGGACGCAAAAUCUUUUUACAUCGCGAUGAACUACCGGAUUAUGUUAUACCAGAAAAGUAUUUGGUAACAGAAAAGCAAUUGUAUGAGACAACACAGACACUGGUCAAUAGUGAAAAAGAGGAUAGCAAAGAUGUUUCUUCCUCUUCAGAUAGUACAGUGUUAAAUUCACCGGCACCGGCACCGGCUGCUGCUGCUGCUGCUGCUUCAGAAUCAAAAGAUUCGCCCAAGAAUGAUGAUUAUAUAAUUGUAACCUGGGAUGGUGAUGAUGAUCCAGAAAAUCCAUACAAUUGGUCCUUUGGACUAAAAGCAAUUAUGGCGUUUCAAAUUUCAUUCCUUACUGUGUCUGUUUAUAUGGCUUCAGCAAUAUAUACCCCUGGUGUGGAAGACAUAAUGGAGAAAUUCAACAUAAGUCAAACAUUAGCUACUUUGCCAUUGUCAAUGUUUGUCAUUGGAUAUGGUAUAGGCCCUAUAUUUUUUAGUCCCUUGUCGGAACAUUCGAGGAUUGGAAGAACUUACUUAUACAUUAUAACCUUGUUCAUCUUUUGUAUGAUGCAAAUCCCCACUGCAUUGUCUACUAGCAUUGCUGGGAUGAGUGUGUUGAGAUUAAUUGCUGGGUUUUUUGCUAGUCCUGCUCUCAGUACAGGUGGUGCAUCAUAUGGAGAUUUCAUUAACUUGCCUUAUUUUGUUGUUGGAUUAGCUUCUUGGUCAUUGGGUGCAGUUUGUGGUCCCGCACUUGGACCUCUAAUUGGCUCCGUUUUAGUAGUUAGAGGAGGUCAUAAUGGAUAUGAAAGUUGGAGAUGGACUUUUUGGUUUAUGGCACUUAUUUCAUCGUGUUUCUUGAUAUUUGGCUGGACAUUGCCCGAAACUUAUGCACCUUACUUGUUAAGGAAGAAGGCUGAAAGAUUAAGAAGGUUAACAGGCAAUGAUCGUAUCAGAAGUGAAGCCGAAAUAAAAUCUGAAGGAGAACACACUUCUGUUGGUAAAGUGUUGAAGGAUUUAUUGUGGAGACCAAUUGAAAUUACCAUAAAGGAACCUGUUGUUUUGCUAAUUGAUAUCUACAUUGCACUCGUAUACAGUGUUAUGUAUUUGUUCUUUGAAGGUGUUCCUAUUGUUUUCCAAGAAACCAAACAUUUCACAUUGGUGGAAAUGGGUGUUGCAUAUACAUCAAUCGUUAUUGGUAUAGUCAUUGCUGGAUCAAUUUUCAUCCCCUAUGUUUAUCAGAUUUUCACUAAAAAAUUAUUGGCUGGAAACAUGGUGGUACCGGAGAUCUUCAUCCCUGCGGCUAUUGUCGGUGCAAUACUAAUGCCAAUAGGACUCUUUAUAUUCGGAUGGACUUCGUCACCACACAUCCAUUGGUUCCCGCCCUUGAUUGGAAUUGCCCUUUUUGCAGCUGGCGCAUUCCUCAUCUUCCAAACAUUGUUCAACUACAUGGCAUCAAGUUUCAAAGUUGAAUACUUGGCAUCUGUUUUUUCAUCAAAUGCAUUUUUCAGAAGUGUUAGCGCAGGAUGUUUUCCUUUAUUUGGCAGAGCAUUAUUUUUGAAUUUGGGACUGGAUAACUACCCCGUCGGGUGGGGAUCUAGUCUUUUGGCUUUCAUUGCUUGUGUUAUGAUUGCUAUCCCGGUGUUUUUCUACCUUAAUGGUCCCAAGUUAAGAGCUAGGUCAUUAUAUGCUUAUUAA
This is a messenger RNA of Lodderomyces oxycetoniae, 1731 nucleotides long. It is a transcript of the gene MDR1, whose product is annotated as Mdr1p. The transcript has a single exon. Lineage: Eukaryota; Fungi; Ascomycota; Pichiomycetes; Serinales; Debaryomycetaceae. The record is from RefSeq and is a predicted model, not a curated record. Gene Ontology annotation, biological process: xenobiotic detoxification by transmembrane export across the plasma membrane. Gene Ontology annotation, cellular component: plasma membrane. The coding region runs from base 1 to 1731 and encodes 576 amino acids. Gene Ontology annotation, molecular function: fluconazole transmembrane transporter activity.